Molecule: messenger RNA, 3586 nt
Organism: Oryzias latipes (Japanese medaka)
Lineage: Eukaryota; Metazoa; Chordata; Actinopteri; Beloniformes; Adrianichthyidae
Source: RefSeq, a predicted model, not a curated record
UAACUUAAAAACCAAAACAAAGGCCAUUAGAUUAAGAAAAAAUAUUUAAAAAAUAAGACUCUUUCUAGUUCUGUGUUUAAUUGUGAAGUGCUUUGUUAUUUCUAUUAGUGCGACAUUUCUAUUCAUAAGUAAACUACAAAUAAAAAAAAUUGACAAGUUUUAUAAAAGACUGGGCUUAUAAACAGGUAAAUACAAAAUACAUAUUUUGUAAAAAUACAAAAAAACAGAUUGUUUGAACGCAUUGAUUUUUAAGUUCACUUUUUAAACAUAGAGGGAUCUAUUGUGUUGUAUCCCACAGAGCUAAAAACACAGCCUGCCUCAGAAUGAGGUUACGAUGCUUCCUGUUUGUAACUGAAGAGCAGUAAGUUUGAAAGCAAGAUGUACCGAAGGGAGGGUAAAAAUAGACUACUGUAGCACGCCCCGCUGAUGAAAACGCAGUCCUGUCCUGGUGGAGAACCAUUCGAUCAUACUUUGUGCAGUCCGAGACAACUUUAAUAUGACGGAAGGAGACACUUUUGUUAUACCCCUUGCGUUCCUGUCUCUGGCCUUGUUCAUCUCGUUGAGUCUUCACAUAAUAUUUUGCUUCAGAAGAAGAGCUGCUAUGUGCACAGGUCUAGAUGGAUGCUGCUUUGGCCACAUUUCUGAAAGAGAAACCCAGUCGCAGAUUGAGAGGCAAAAUUUUCGUAAUCUCAGUCAUCGAGAGCCGCAAGAAAAUCCCCGCAAUCAUCAUGAACAACAGGAAAAUCCAAUCUAUGGCAACAUCCACACUGACAGAAACGAAGCUGCCGAGGAUUGCUAUGAGAGGAUGACCAUGAAACGCAAUAGAGAUCACAAGAAGCCUUUGGAGGGUGACCUGAAUUAUGCCUCACUGGAUUUGAAGGUUGCAAUGAAACGCAAGAAAAAGCACAGUCACUUGCAAGGCCAGACACAGGGACACAACACGCUCCUGGAUCACCUGCCCGAACGCCUCACACCUCCACCGAAUGCUUUCCUGGAGGUCGACACAGAUGUGGAUGCGCAUCUUCCUUCAAGAGAGACCUGCACAAUGGUUUCGCACAGCAGCAUCUACCUGAACAGUCAACAGAUAGCCCAGGAAGCAGAGGAGAUGGAAAGGGAGUGGAGCGCAAACACAAAGAUGGAGAAUAGUUCUCGGGACGCAAACCAAUGGGGAGAGGACGGUCGAAGUAAAGAAUGGAAAAUAGAUCAAGACAGUGGGGAAGGAAUAGAUAGUAAAAACUAUAGUAGCAAUGGUAAUGUCUGUUCGCUUCUCUUAGAGGAUGACACUUAAAGGAGCACUUUUGUGUCACACAAACAUUUUAAUAGAAAACUGCUUCUUUCAAACUAUCACAAUCUUAUGUGAAAAAUCAGUUGGAUAAUGACUGAAUUUUGCAAAGUUGAGCAACUUCCUUCCAACUUAGAAAGGAAAAUGUAUAUUCCCUGUGAAGAAGUAGUAAAAUACCUAAGGGGGAAAAAAAUAAAAGAAAACCUGUUGGUGACAUUUAGAGGUCAAGAACCGUGUGGAAAUUUACAGUUUAUUGUGAAACACAGAGAAAAACGUCAGAUCAUUACAGGAAAUGGAAGAACCUUUCCUGUUUUGAUGUCUCAUCCAUCACCAAAAAAGUUUAACAAAAACUUUCCCCAGAGUAGGCGACAUUUCUUUGACAACACUGUUUCCUACAACGGAGUAUUAGGGCCACCAUAAAAUUAAAAAAAAAUACAUAUAUAAAAAAAUUAAGUUGUAAAAGUUAUGAGGAAAAAAGUCAUGCUUUUACAGGGAAAAAGCCAUGUUUUUUUCAAAAAUAAAGUUGGAUGAGUGGUAGCCACAUUAGUUAGGGACUAAAUCCAUCGAUGCAAGCAUUUCUGGUGAUGCCUUAAGGCUUUGGUUUAUUAUAAGUCCCAUAAUCUAUUUGAACCUCUGCAACUAUACUGCCAACAAUGGAAACAGCUCACCCACUGGAAAUUCACUCCUUGUGGGUCACGAAUCGUCUUCUGAAGAGGCCCAGUUUCCUGCUAAUUCUUUUCAGUAUCCCUAUGAUUAUAAUGAAACAAUGUAAACUCACUAAAAGACUCACUAAAAGUGUUUCCUUAUUUGUGAAACCAAAGCUGAAGUAACUGUUACAAUUAGUCUGUGUGUCUCUAAUACUUAAACACAAUAUUAGUUUUUGUUGUUGUUGUUGUGUUUCUUAGUAAACAAACUUUUGCCUCAUUAAUUCAUGAAUUUAAUCUUGUACAUUCUCAACUUAGAAGUCAUGAAAAUUAUAAUUGUUAACAAGGUUAUUUUUCUUGCAGGACAGAAAAUAUGACUUUUUUUUUUUUACCAAGGGUCUUUUCAUUUUCUUAAGAUUCAGUUUUUGCAGAGUUUUUGGAAUAUGAUUUCUGCUUUCCUGCAUUCAUUAGGGGAAAAAAAUCCUGUUUUUCUUUGGACUGCUGUUGAUAUUAGGGUCAAAUUUUGAAUUUUGUUGUUUCUUUUGAUCAGAUCCUUUUAGCAAAUCUUUUAGGUCCCAAUAACACCAAAAACGUGAGCUAAAAACCCUGAGCUUUCCUAUUACAGUGUAGUGUAGGUAAAUAAGUUAUUCUUGUGACACUUUGGUGUCUGGAAAGGCUCUUUUUUUAGCUCAGAAAGUAUUAAAAGAUACUAAGCUAAAGAAGUCGGAGCUCAAACUUCAGAACUGUCUUAUAUUAUUUAGUAACGAAAGAGGCUGCUUUUUGGGAGUGUUAUCUUUCAAAUUGACAAAUGAAGAUGAUCUUCUUCUACCUUACAGCAAUAUUUCUGUCAUGAAAUGGGUCUACGAGCAAAAAAAAUUACUCAACCAGAGUUCAUUUAGAUUCCUACUGAGAAUCUUACAAUCACAUUUCCACAUAUUAUGUUAGAGUUUGUCCUUGUUGUGAAUUUAUUGAGUUUUAUCAACUUAUUUUGCAAGGUGAAUGUUUAUGACUCCUGUGAUCACAUAAGGAAAGAGCAAAAUAGAAAAGCAGGCCCCUUAGAGUCAAAAAUUCUUACCACAUUGGAAGAUUUUCAUUAAACAAGCAAAAAACAACAACACCAAUGGGGUUAGAGAAAUGGUCUUACUGAGAAUUCUUAUUUUCAGAUAAACAUUCUAGUCAUUCUUGUCACUGAGAUGUUUUCUCAAACUGUUUUGUUAAUGAAAAACUUUCUUGAUAAGAUUUUUUUCUUGCAAGACAGAUAAUCAGACAUUUUUUUCUUGAAACAAGAGCUCUUUACUUUCUUAAGAUUCAGUUUUUGCAGUCCAGAUAUUCUUGUUGCCUACAGGCAGAUUUGUGAGUUGCAGAGUUUCCACAUCAGGACCACAUCAAGAUUGAAGUGGUCGGAGGUCUCAUGAGAACCCUGCAAAUAUCAACAUAUUUCAUCUUGGUUUUUUCAUUAUUUUCCUUUCUAACCACAGACAGUGCAUUCUUUGACAUCAAAGAGAUAGAAAUGAAGAGAACCACGAAGAACACUGUCCUCCGACUGGACUUAAAACAAGUGAAAUUCAAUCCUUGGUGUGUGUUUCCAUCUUUGAAAUGCCUCUGAAUAUAUUAUUGUUUCAUUUGUGACACCUAACAGAUUACAUGUGAGUAGCCAAUA